AUGUCCAUACCGCCGCUACGUCUACUUCUGCCACAGGCAACUCGCUACAAUGACCUGCUACCCCCUUCCUUGCUCGUCCAAUCUGCAUCACCUGCAGCGUGUCUUGUAAUUCCAUUUCUCUUGCUAGCACAAGAACGCGAUCGAGCCAUUCGUCAGGAGAAGUUGGCAGGUGGACCUGACUUGACGGAAGUUCCUGUUGCUGAGGAGCAAACGACGCAUGCGGCAAGCACGCUUAUUUUGAAUUGCUAUGGCUCAUUGGAUGCACUUGUUGCGGCCAUGGACGGCGAACCAGUACAACCGCUCUCGCGGUUUCUGAAAAGCGAUCUCAUGGAUUCAGGGAGAUUCUUGGAGACGACUCAGCAGGUUGAAGUGAUUCACAUUGAUACACUCGCAAGUCUCUUGGGUAUCUUGUUCGUCUUGUCAACUCAAAAGCGCUCGCGAGCAACAACGGGCGAUGCGACCGAGACGGAGUUGCACGUUGCAGAUUCGCAGGAAUCCUCAGAGUCUCUCAUCGUUGCUGCCAGGGAAAACAAAGAGCGGUUGCUCGUCUUACUAGGCAUCGACGUCAUGCUCUCCAAAGCAGGCGAAUGGACAGGUCAAGGCCUUGCUCGGGUCGCUGCAGCUGCGAUCGAUGCGUGUGCUGAUGAUUGUCAUUUAUUGCUUCACUGCACGACGGUCCAAUCUGCAGACAAUGGUGAGCGCAUACCGCUACUGACGGCAUCGCCCGUAUUGCCUGCGACGUUGCAGAUUCCCUAUGUCACAGUACUGGAUGCACUACGACCGUUGAUUCAGCAUAGCUGGGUCAUUCGUCAUCAGACAAGUGAAGAACUGGAGGGUGUGCAGGCGGAAGCGUAUCAGGGUUUUUGGCAAGAUGACACAGGCACGCGGUAUCAAGUCACUUGGCGCGAACGGCAACCGGGUGGUUUGUGCUUUGAUGUGCACUAUGCCCGUCUGUAG
Messenger RNA from Protomyces lactucae-debilis, 957 nucleotides. RefSeq lists its product as uncharacterized. The transcript has a single exon. Bases 1 to 957 code for a protein of 318 amino acids. Lineage: Eukaryota; Fungi; Ascomycota; Taphrinomycetes; Taphrinales; Protomycetaceae. The record is from RefSeq and is a predicted model, not a curated record.